AUGUCCAAGAAGUGGACUGCCGAGCUCGACUCAAUCCUCCUCCACGGCGUCUUCGAAGAGUGCCAGGUCUCCUUCGGCAAAGCCCUCUGCGAAAAGCUCGCUGAGCGCGUUAGAUCGGCCGAAAUUGAAGGUUUCACGGAAUGCACCCCCAAGGCCGUCGAGAACCGCCUCUACAGCUGGAAGAAGAAGAACGUCAAACCUGACACUACCAACGGUGACACUGCAGUCACGACUCCGAAGAAAGCUUCUGCUCCCAAGAAAGCCGCUGGCACGCCAAAGACUCCACGCGCUAAGAAGGGCAGUGCGAAGAAGCAGACAGCAGUAUCAGAUGAGGAGGAAGCUGGCCGUGAUGAAGAGGCCCUCAAGUCGCCAUCCGUUGGCCGUAAGCGUGCGAGCGAGAGCGAGGAGGGAGGCAAGGGCAAGAAGGUCAAGGUCGAGCCGCUUGGCGCUGGGGAGUACGAUGAGGAUGUGGGUGCUGGCGAGGCGGAUGAGGGCACUGCGGCAUUUGCUUGA
Messenger RNA from Ascochyta rabiei, 513 nucleotides. RefSeq lists its product as uncharacterized. Bases 1 to 513 code for a protein of 170 amino acids. Lineage: Eukaryota; Fungi; Ascomycota; Dothideomycetes; Pleosporales; Didymellaceae. The transcript is spliced from 3 exons. The record is from RefSeq and is a predicted model, not a curated record.